AUGCAACCCUAUGACAUUGAGCCCCAACCCUAUGACAUUGAGCCCCAACACUAUGACAUUGAGCCCCAACCCUAUGACAUUGAGCCCCAACACUAUGACAUUGAGCCCCAACCCUAUGACAUUGAGCCCCAACCCUAUGACAUUGAGCCCCAACCCUAUGACAUUGAGCCCCAACACUAUGACAUUGAGCCCCAACACUAUGACAUUGAGCCCCAGCCCUAUGACAUUGAGCCCCAACACUAUGACAUUGAGCCCCAACCCUAUGACAUUGAGCCCCAACCCUAUGACAUUGAGCCCCAACACUAUGACAUUGAGCCCCAACCCUAUGACAUUGAGCCCCAACACUAUGACAUUGAGCCCCAACCCUAUGACAUUGAGCCCCAACCCUAUGACAUUGAGCCCCAACCCUAUGACAUUGAGCCCCAACACUAUGACAUUGAGCCCCAACCCUAUGACAUUGAGCCCCAACCCUAUGACAUUGAGCCCCAACCCUAUGACAUUGAGCCCCAACACUAUGACAUUGAGCCCCAACACUAUGACAUUGAGCCCCAACCCUAUGACAUUGAGCCCCAACACUAUGACAUUGAGCCCCAACCCUAUGACAUUGAGCCCCAACCCUAUGACAUUGAGCCCCAACCCUAUGACAUUGAGCCCCAACACUAUGACAUUGAGCCCCAACACUAUGACAUUGAGCCCCAGCCCUAUGACAUUGAGCCCCAACACUAUGACAUUGAGCCCCAACCCUAUGACAUUGAGCCCCAACCCUAUGACAUUGAGCCCCAACACUAUGACAUUGAGCCCCAACCCUAUGACAUUGAGCCCCAACACUAUGACAUUGAGCCCCAACCCUAUGACAUUGAGCCCCAACCCUAUGACAUUGAGCCCCAACCCUAUGACAUUGAGCCCCAACCCUAUGACAUUGAGCCCCAACCCUAUGACAUUGAGCCCCAACCCUAUGACAUUGAGCCCCAACCCUAUGACAUUGAGCCCCAACCCUAUGACAUUGAGCCCCAUCCUGAAAUAUAG
This is a messenger RNA of Oncorhynchus keta (chum salmon), 1026 nucleotides long. Its product is annotated as splicing factor 3A subunit 2-like. The record is from RefSeq and is a predicted model, not a curated record. Lineage: Eukaryota; Metazoa; Chordata; Actinopteri; Salmoniformes; Salmonidae. The transcript has a single exon. The coding region runs from base 1 to 1026 and encodes 341 amino acids.